AUGCGCGUCGCUGUAGCAGGCACCUGCGGGCUAGCGCUUUCGAUAGCAAGGGAAAUUCACAAUUCCACAAGCCACCAACUUGUCAUACUGUCAAGAACACAUCAAACGGGUCUUAUAUCGCAAGGAUAUCAGUGUCAAGUCGUCGACUAUAACAACCCGUCUUCCCUUCAACAUGCGCUCAUGGGCGUUGACACUGUCAUCUCCACAGUAACAGGCAACUCUCAACUGCGGCUCAUCGAAGCAGCCGUACAGAAGCGAGUGCGCCGUUUCGCGCCAGCUGAGUUUGAAGGCCAGCCAGGACUGCGAGCUCAAAACGACGUGCUCGACCGCGGCAGGGAUGCAGCUAUGGCCUUGCUACAUUAUUACAAGGGUUACAUACAGUACACUGUGUUUGUCUGCGGUAUACUGUAUGAGAGGUUUGCUGUCAACGGGAUGAUAUCUCAUCGGAUCGGCGCCAGUACCGGAUUUGGCAGCGAAGGAGACUACAUCGCUGAUGCCCGGAGCAUGACCGCAAUAGCACCCAGCUGGGACGCUGGACAGAACCUGGCGUGUCUGUGCUUGACUUCCGCGUACGACGUUGCCCAAUUCGUCGUCAGGUCUUUGGAUAUGCCUACUUGGGCACCAGAGAUGUCCAUGUGUGGCGAGAGGAUGACCGUCAGUACUCUCGUGGAGACCAUCAGAGCUUGUAGAAAUCGACCAUGGAAUAGUAUCGUACAUCAAGAUCCUGCAAACCUUCAGUAUCAAAUGCAGGCAGCGCUUACCGAAGGCGACACCGCACAACACCGACGCCUCUCUCCGCUUCUCGCCACAGCAGAGGGCCGUUACGACUUCGCUGUUCCAGCAUAUCUCAACUCCGUUUACCCAGACAUAACGCCAACCCCUUUCCGAGCUUGGUUCCUGCGCAACUGGGCUUCGGUGCCUUGA
Molecule: messenger RNA, 924 nt
Organism: Cucurbitaria berberidis CBS 394.84
Lineage: Eukaryota; Fungi; Ascomycota; Dothideomycetes; Pleosporales; Cucurbitariaceae
Exons: 5
Coding region: 1-924 (307 amino acids)
Source: RefSeq, a predicted model, not a curated record